This is a messenger RNA of Gamsiella multidivaricata, 1464 nucleotides long. RefSeq names its product Gti1/Pac2 family-domain-containing protein. The transcript has 2 exons. The record is from RefSeq and is a predicted model, not a curated record. Gene Ontology annotation, molecular function: DNA binding. NCBI's taxonomy places the organism in Eukaryota, Fungi, Mortierellomycota, Mortierellomycetes, Mortierellales, Mortierellaceae. The coding region runs from base 1 to 1464 and encodes 487 amino acids.
AUGAGCGUUGUUGAAACAUUUCACGGCUACAUCGAAACUACCCAAGAUACACUCCUCAUCUUUGAGGCGUGCCGCAGGGGCCUUUUGCCACGCAUCUGUCGUCGUCUUCAGGAAAAGGAACGCCGCAUUGUACAGUCGGGAACCGUCUUUGUUUUUGAUGAACGCGAGUCUGGGAUCAAACGGUGGACUGAUGGUCUCGUCUGGUCGCCUUCUCGCAUCCUCGGCAACUUUCUGGUCUAUCGUGAACUCGACAAGCGUAACAGCGGUAAAAAAGACGUUUCGCCCAUUGACCGCGCCUCUCGCUCGAGCGACAGUGAUGCGGAAUCUGUAAUUGACAAGAGCAAGGAACGCGCUUUAGUGGGAUCUCUCACUAACUCCUACCGCUUCAAGAGGAACGGGUUGAUCAAAAAGACGAUGUCCAUAAUCGUUAAUGGCGUCUCGCAGCAUAUGAUCUCGUAUUACUCCAAGGAGGAUGUCCUCGCCGGUAAACUUCGCACGCCCUCCUCUGUUCCAGAACUAGCCGGCCUUGAGAUUAGCCCCGAGUUCAUGAUGAAGCAGAACUUUCGCAUCCCUCCCACGGUUGAGCGACCUUAUGACCAUUUGCCAGAUAGCCUGCACUCACCAAAUUCGAACCACAGCCCGCGCACUCCCAACGGUGCGCACGCGCACGCCAUGAGUCCCAAUGGCGCCAAUUUUCCAUCCACAGGGUUCGGUCAUCAUGCCCGUACCAAGGUCGAGUCGGAUCUCGAGGGAGGAUCGCCCCUGGAUGUCUUUUCAAAGCCUUAUAACCAACAGGCACACCAUUCCAUGCACACUCAACAAGGAUAUCACGCCAUGACGCAUCUUGCCGGGUCGCAACAACAACAGCAGCAACACCACGGCUCGCAUUCGUAUGCAUCGUCACAACACACAUUCUCAACCAACUUUGGAUAUGUCUCGAAUUCGAAUGGAGCUUCUGAUGUUUCUUCUACUACACCACCCUCGACCCGGUACAUGUCCCGCAAUCAGCCGUUUGCUUCUUAUUCCUCCCAGUCCCCCUCUCAGAUUCCUGUGUCUCAACAAGAACAACAGCAGCAAUCUCAGCAGCAUCAACAGCUGCAGGCUCAGACGAUGCCGCAUCAACGGCCUGGAAUUUCGACUGCUCACUACGGUGCUGGGUCACCAGUAAUGGUGAUGCCUAGUCCAGGGGCCAAUAGCUCGAGCCCGCAUGACUUCGGACUCCAGAUGGGCUACCACUCUCCGGCCACAAACGGAAACUCCAGCACGCUAGGGGGGAUUUCUCCCCAGCUCAACCAUUCGCCGAUCACGUCGCAGCCCCAACAGCAUUAUCAUCAUUCGUCGCUCCCACCUACCACUCAAGGAUGGGGCGAUUUUGGUUACGCGUCCUACUCCGGUACUUCAGCAGGUCCGACCUCUAUGUCUGACCACCAUGGCCAGCACGAACAGCACAGCGCAUCCCCAUAA